Molecule: messenger RNA, 1335 nt
Organism: Dufourea novaeangliae
Lineage: Eukaryota; Metazoa; Arthropoda; Insecta; Hymenoptera; Halictidae
Product: rhomboid-related protein 4-like
Exons: 3
Coding region: 301-1044 (247 amino acids)
Cellular component (GO): membrane
Molecular function (GO): serine-type endopeptidase activity
Source: RefSeq, a predicted model, not a curated record
AAAAGUGAUACGUCAUAUUGUAUAAAUUUUUCAUGUGGUUUCACGGGAUUGGUGGAGUAUGUUUGUUACGUUUGUCAAAAGGGGCAGUAUGUUUGAUUCUUAGAAAUAUGCGUUUACUUCAAAUGAAGAAGUAUGAUAGCGUUAUUAAUUAAUAAUUUAUGAAUGUAAAGCCUAUUUUGCGUUCAAUCAUGAAAUAAGCUGAUUUCGAACGUUCACGUGAGGUAGGGUGCAGGGUACAGAGGUACAAGUGAAGUUUAAGUUUAACAGAAAGUAUUCUAUUGUUGAAUUUGUAUAACUAUCAUGAGACCUGUACAGAGAAGACAACAGGGCUUUCAAUAUGGCAUUUAUUUGUUAUGUAUGCAAGCAUUAAAUUUUGGCAUUGAUAAAAUUCCACCAGCCACUUUGGCUGCAAUCAUUGGUCAAGUUCUUCUGUAUAUUGGUGUGCUAAAAGUUCCUUGGAACGCGGAAGAAGUAUGCAUAUCUGCAUUAAAAGUAUUUAAGCAUCAUAAUUGGAAAUCUUUUGUAGUAUCAAGUUUUGAGCAUGGUUCUGAUAUGCAUUUGUAUUACAAUAUGGUAUCUUUGAUUUUAAAAGGCUCAUACUUAGAACCUAUGUAUGGAACAAUGAACUUCACUUUUUUAUUGGGUAUUCUUACACUUGGAUGUAGUGCCAUGUAUGCAUUCUUAGCCUAUGCUUUGACGCAAUUAACUGGGGAUUAUUCAUAUUAUACUCAAUGUGCUAUCGGAUUCUCUGCUGUUUUAUUCGCAUUGAAAGUAAUUGUAAUUUGCGAAGAACAGGAUCGAAUUCAUGAUGUUGGUGGUUUUAGAGUUCCUAGUAAGAUUGCUGUUUGGGUGGAACUAAUUUUAAUUCAUCUUUUGGUACCACAAUCUUCACUUAUUGGACAUCUUGGGGGUAUUUUAGUGGGUUGCUCGUACUGUUAUACAUUCAUUGGUGUAAUGAUUGAUAAUAUAGUAUACACUUUGACUGGUACUCCCAUUAUACAUGAAGAACAAUUUUACAGAAGACGCAAUUCAUUUCUCACGUAAUAUUCUAAGAAGGGAAAACACUGAAGAUGUUGUUAUUUAACAAAUGUUAAAAUAUUCUUAUUUAUUAUCAAACUAACACAUUAGCGCCUCGUUGACGCGGAUUUGCGUCACGGGCAGGGGCUCAAGCUGUAAAGAAAAAAAUUGGGCACCAUUGCGAUAAUAGAACACAGUGCUCAGUACGUACAUUAUAUUACACUAUGCCAAAAAAUUGAAGAAGCCUAUAAACAACUUCAGUACUUAGUUUAUUAUAAAUUGAAUACAAAAAAACGGAAGUACAUAUUAACAAAUUUG